This is a messenger RNA of Mangifera indica (mango), 704 nucleotides long. RefSeq lists its product as uncharacterized. The coding region runs from base 64 to 612 and encodes 182 amino acids. The record is from RefSeq and is a predicted model, not a curated record. NCBI's taxonomy places the organism in Eukaryota, Viridiplantae, Streptophyta, Magnoliopsida, Sapindales, Anacardiaceae. The transcript has a single exon.
CACCUUCAAAACCAGAAUCAAAAUCAAUCUUCUUUCUUCUGCAAAUUCUUACUACUAUAGAAAAUGGGUAUUUCUCUAAAUUCCACCCAACAAUCUCAUCACGUUCGCACACUCAAGAUCUUCCAAGUUUGUAACUACAUUCUACUGGGUGCAGCAUCCAGUUGCAUUUUCUUGACCCUUUCACUAAGGCUAAUUCCUUCCGUAUGUGGCUUCUUUUUUAUCCUCCUUCAAAUUCUUGCCAUAAUCGGUGCUGUUUCCGGUUGUGCGGCAGCUUCUUCAGACUCUGCCAGAUGGUAUGGUGCCCACAUGGUGGCGACGGUCUUAACUGCAAUAUUUCAAGGGUCAGUUUCAAUUUUGAUCUUAACCAGGACUAGUGAUUUUCUUCAUUACUUGAAGUCUUAUGUGAGAGAGGAGGAUGCUGAAGUGAUACUUAAGAUGGCCGGUGGGUUAUGUGUAUUGAUUUUUUGCUUAGAGUGGGUGGUUCUUAGUCUUGCAUUUUUCUUGAAAUAUUAUGUCUAUGUGGAAGGUGAUAAUGGUGUGAAGAGGAGUGCUAAGGUGGGUCAGGCUCAAGAGGAGGAUUUGAAGGAUUGGCCAUGGCCUUUCCAAGUUUAAUUUUUUUGCUUUUUAGAUGAUCAGUUUGGUCAUGUGCGAUUGUCAGUGUGUUUUGUUCAUUCAUUUAUUAGUAUAAUUUGUUGAUUUCUAUA